This is a messenger RNA of Theobroma cacao (cacao), 1582 nucleotides long. It is a transcript of the gene MYB27, whose product is annotated as myb domain protein 27. NCBI's taxonomy places the organism in Eukaryota, Viridiplantae, Streptophyta, Magnoliopsida, Malvales, Malvaceae. Gene Ontology annotation, cellular component: nucleus. Gene Ontology annotation, biological process: regulation of DNA-templated transcription. Gene Ontology annotation, molecular function: sequence-specific DNA binding; DNA-binding transcription factor activity. The record is from RefSeq and is a predicted model, not a curated record.
UUUGCUUCAUUCAUAGAGCUGGCACAUCAGUCAUCUCCAAUAAAUGCCUAUCAAUGCGAUAGGUGGCUAAGAUGGGGCCAUAGCCUUUUAGAAGAAUGGCAUUUUCCAGGACUUGGAGGGCUUCCACACCAAGGAAGAUGCUGGUUAAAGGACAAAAGGGGACAAACUAGGCUGAAGUUUCUCAAUGCCUAGAAGCGAAACUACAAGUAAAACCAGGUUAUAUUCAAUGAAGAAUGGAAGGGAGAAAAAUGUUUAGUUCUUGACCGAUGUUUCACAAUGCCUUGACAAAUAAUUAGGAUAACACUCUUACCAAGCCGAAGGAAGAUGUUACUUCAAGAUUCAGAUUUUGAUAUUCUAUUUCUUGACUACCUUCUAAAUCACUGUCCAUAUCCUUUUUCUUUCUCUUUACUGAUCGGAUUACGUUUACUGAAAUAAAAUAUUGCACUUCUUAACUUUUGUUUUUAGGCAAAGGACUCUAGCCAUCUGCUAACAUCAAAACGAGAACUUGUAGUUGUUGAAGCAGAGUAGAACCUCUACAUAUACUGCCAGAUAUGAUGAUGCAAAAGGAGAUAGAACUUCAUCCAUUUAAAGACUGUGAUUGACCCAAUUGGAACCUUACUAGAAUGAAAUCAUGUAAGCCAAUUGUGGACUUCCCACAUAACUAGUGUUCUCCAGCUAUGGUGCCAAGUAAGAUUUUCUGGUCACCCUUCGUUUUCUUUUUCUACCGCACUUUUUGCCACCUCAGUUCCUCAUAUAAGAAGACUUGAAACAUCCCCCCCUAGUCGUCUGCAACAGAAAAAAAAAAAUGGCUUACGAAACAGCUGCAGCCAUGCAUGGAGAAAGUUUGCGUAAAGGGCCUUGGCAUGAGGAUGAAGAUGAGAGAUUGAUAACCUUUGUGAAACUUCUGGGAAGCCGGAGAUGGGAUUAUGUAGCUAGAGUUUCUGGUCUCAAGAGAAGUGGCAAGAGUUGCAGGUUGAGGUGGCUGAACUAUCUGCGUCCCAAUAUAAAGCAUGGGCAGAUCAGUGCUGAAGAAGAAAAGAUCAUCCUACAACUUCAUGAGCGAUGGGGCAACAAAUGGUCAAUGAUUGCGCGAAGAUUGCCAGGGAGAACUGAUAAUGAGAUCAAGAACUACUGGAGAACUCAUUUAAGAAAGAAAGCUCUAAUUCAAGAACAAGAAAAUUUUCAAUUUGGAGGAGACAAUGGCAAACAACUUUUCUUGUUUCAAGAAGAUGGUAGCAGUGCCCAAAAUUACAAUGGUGAAAGCUACAAGCCUUGUAAGGAUAUUUUGGAUACAGAAAACAGUUGUUAUGAUGUCGUUGGGCUGUCAGAUUUCACUCUUACAAGCUCACCAUAUCAAACGCGGUUAUCAGAUUGGAUACCAGAGUUUCCAAGUGAUCAAAGUGAAAUAAAAUCUCAGCACUGUAAUAGCUCGGAUUCAUGCUACUGUUAUCCAGCAUGGAUUUCCGAGGAGAAUGAUUUAUGGGGCUGUUCAGGCUCCCUCUGGAACAUGGAAUAAAACAAACACUGUUAUAAUGUGAAUAUGAAGAGGCUUUGAGAAUGUGAAACAGAAACAUUUUGCAUA